Panicum virgatum (switchgrass) is the source of this 941-nucleotide messenger RNA. RefSeq lists its product as uncharacterized. NCBI's taxonomy places the organism in Eukaryota, Viridiplantae, Streptophyta, Magnoliopsida, Poales, Poaceae. The record is from RefSeq and is a predicted model, not a curated record. The transcript is spliced from 5 exons. Bases 300 to 941 code for a protein of 213 amino acids.
GAUUUUUUGUCUACCACGUUUGUAGGUUGUCGAGGAGUGGCAUGCCGUGCUCAGCCGUUUGGCUCACCACGAUGCAGCCGUGGUUGGAGCAAUGGGACGAUGCAGAUGAGAAUGUGGUCGAGCCGACAGGACCACACACAGAUAGCUCUUUCAGGGCUUACCUCACCUGGUACUUGCCUCGGACUCGGGCUCGUUUGGUCUUUCCUGACACGAACCCACAGCCACACUAGGCGAGUCUUCGGGAUGGCUAUGCCAAGCACCACGUGGAAGCACUAGCUGGCGCGUUUCGACUUUGCAACAUGAUGGAGGCGGACUGCUCCGCUUACCUCACGAGGGUGGAUCACGGUUCCCCUAUGACUCAGGUUGAGCAGAGAGAGGCAUGGUCCAGGCACCGUGACCACUUGCGUACAGUACUGCACGAUUUUGGUAGCCGUGUGGACUAUGAAGAGAGCCAAGGAUCGUCCCAGGCCUCGACGUCGUUCCCGUGUCCGGCGACGACGCACGAGCCAACCUCUCAGCCAGAUCAGGGACGCCAGUGGAACACUACUGCAGGAUUCGGUCCCUCUUCUUCCUUCGGCCAUACUGGCCAUUGGGGCCAACAAGGAUCCCACUUCGUCCCACAGCAGGGGAUGGGAAUGUUUGGAGGGACAGCGCCAGUUGGGGGACCGUACCCAGGGAUGGGACCGCCGCCAUCGACACCAGCCUACCCAGGAUUCUAUCCAGAUGCGGGCGUAGGACCUUCUUCCUCAGCACAACCUGGGUUCGUCUCAGACACGUUCGUUCCAGAUAGCGGUGGCUUCAACUUAGAAGAUCUCGACAACUUCACUUCCCUCUCACCCGCGGAGCAAGGUGACCCCGAUGUCUUGGGCUCUUCACAGCUAGGAGGAGCACCACUUGGUUACUCUCAGCAGCAGACACCGCAGCCUUCUUUGCGUCCUUAA